Molecule: messenger RNA, 1847 nt
Organism: Lagopus leucura (white-tailed ptarmigan)
Lineage: Eukaryota; Metazoa; Chordata; Aves; Galliformes; Phasianidae
Gene: BIRC7
Product: baculoviral IAP repeat containing 7
Exons: 8
Coding region: 120-1349 (409 amino acids)
Biological process (GO): regulation of cell cycle; positive regulation of protein ubiquitination; negative regulation of apoptotic process
Cellular component (GO): cytoplasm; nucleus
Molecular function (GO): ubiquitin protein ligase activity; cysteine-type endopeptidase inhibitor activity involved in apoptotic process
Source: RefSeq, a predicted model, not a curated record
AGUUUUAGCUGCUUUUGUGGAAGGUGUGCGUGUUGCUGAGAGGAGUAUAGGCUUGAGCCUUGUGGGGUUAAGAGAGGCUGUUCCUGGUUGUGAUUUGUUGUUUGCUUCAGGACGAGGACAUGGCAGACACAGCACCAGCAGAAGGGACUCAUCUCAGGACUACUUGCUGCCAGCUGUUCAAUUCCAGCAUGAGGGACGAAGCAAGGAGGCUGAGCACUUUCUCACAGUGGCCACGCAGCUCACCAGUGUCUGCCUGGGAUUUGGCCAAGGCUGGCUUUUUCUUUGUGGGUCCAGGAGAUCAAGUACAGUGCUUCAGCUGUGGUGGCAUCCUGAAAGACUGGGAGCCUGGUGAUUGCCCAAUAUUGGAACACCUGAAGUUCUUCCCUUUCUGUGAAUUCAUUUCUCAUGAAGCUGUUUGGGACCGACAGGUUUCCACUCAGGGAGUGUUUGACAGUGUAGAUGGGCAGUUCCUCAGCCUCUUGCAGAGGAUAGACAGUGAGGAGACAGCCCUGCCCAACCAACCAGAAUACCCAGAAAUGGUAACAGAGGAGAUGAGACUAUCAACAUUUCAGAACUGGCCACAGUAUACUGAGAUGCAUCCUGAGCAACUGGCUAGAGCAGGAUUCUUCUACACAGGCCAAGGUGAUGUGGUGAGGUGUUUUUACUGUGAUGGAGGUAUGAGGAACUGGGCAUUCGGAGAUGACCCUUGGAGGGAACAUGCCAAAUGGUAUCCAAGGUGUGAAUUUUUGUUGCGAUCAAUGGGGAGAGAAUUUGUCAGCAGUGUUCAAGAGUCCUUUGCCAGCACUCCACCUCCAAGAGAUUCCAGGGAUCAGACGGGACGAGGGUCCUCUGCUUACCAAGAUCUUUUAAGGAACUGGAAGUUGCAGACUCUUCCUUCUCUGGAUCAGUUUUCUGUAGCACAGAAUGUCCUGGAGAUGGGCUUUAACCCUGCUUGGGUUGCUAGCCUGGUAGAGAAUAAAUACAUACUGACUGGGACUUUCUACCUUUCUGAGUCUGAACUGAUUUCUGAUCUGCUUCGGCCAGAAUGGGAAGAGAGCAGCAGUGCAGAGGAAAACAGAGAUGCGGUUCAGAGAGAGGCUGAAACAUCAAGUUCAAGAGGAGAAAUGCAACCUGUGCAGCAAAAAGAGGAGUCUCCAUUGAGCACAGAGGAACAGCUCCGACGCUUGCAAGAAGAAAGGAUGUGCAAAGUGUGCAUGGACAGGGAUGUGUCUGUUGUAUUUGUUCCCUGUGGCCAUCUGGUAGCUUGUGGAGAAUGUGCCCUCAACUUGAGACUGUGUCCUAUCUGCAGAGCAGUCAUCCGAGGAAGUGUGAGGACUUUCAUGUCCUGAACCACAGUGUGCAAAAAGGAAAAAUAAGUGUCUAAAAUACACUCCUAUGCCAGCAGAGAAAGAAACAAUUUGUUACUGGAGCAGUCUUGUUUUAGGCCAAGCUAUCCUGCAAACUCCUUUCUUGCAGUGCUUCCAGUAGGAGCUGGUGAUUAGCUCUGAUCUUGCUGUAGGACUGCUCCAGAAAAACUACGCCAGUUUUUUUCCUUCAAAAUGAGGUUUUUGCUGAAGGUAAUCCUCCAAAUACUUGUUCUCAAACAAAUCCCUUUUCUGCACUGAAAUCAAGGGCUGUUUUCAGCUGUCUGUCUGGUUCUCUUCAUUUAGUAGUUUAGAGAAUAUCCUGCUAGGGCUGAUGGAUUCCUUCAGAAGUGUGGGUAAAGUUAGAGCCUUUUUAUACCAAAUGCAUUCAGUAGUAGCUAGGAUACUCAGUAGGAAUGUAUUGAGAGGGGGAAAUAGAAAGGAGAAUCUAGCUCUUCUGAGGUUGAAUUAUGGUUUUUUUUU